AUGGCCGGCUGGAAAGAAACGAACACGCAUCUCCGCAUCCUACGCGAUGCUGAGGCCGGCCGCUACGGCGUCAUAGCGGCUAUUGCAUACAACAUCGAGCAAGUCCAAGGCCUGAUAAAAGCUGCUACAACCGCUCGAUCACCCCUUAUCAUCCAAUUCUUCCCAUGGGCUAUUGUGACCUUUGAUGGGCUCCUCGUGCGGGCGGCCGCUGAUGCAGCCAAACGUGCUGACGUUCCUAUCUCUAUCCAUCUAGACCAUGCACAGUCCGAGGACCUUAUUCAGCGAGCCGCCGAGCUGCCAUUUGAUAGCAUUAUGGUGGAUAUGUCGCAUCACGAAAAAGAGGACAAUUUGCGCAAAACGGCACAGUGGAUACGGCACUGCAAUGAACGGCAAAUCGCCACUGAAGCGGAACCGGGCCGGAUCGAGGGCGGGGAGGACGGAGUAAUGGAUACAGCCGGUUUAGAAGCUUGCAUGACUACUCCGGAAGAAGUUGAUGAGUUUGUUGGAACUGGAGUUGAUGUAUUGGCUCCUGCAUUCGGGAAUGUCCAUGGUGAAUAUGGCCCGCAGGGCCCUCAAUUGGAUUUCCAGAGGUUUGACAACAUUCGAGGGCAAGUGAAUGGCAGGGUCCGAUUAGCAUUGCACGGGACGAACGGCUAUGAGCCUGACCUGAUGAAGAAAUGCAUCGCUGCUGGUGUCACCAAGAUCAAUGUCAACAAGCUUGCCCUGGAUGAAUACUACGCGCACCUUUACGCGAGCGCCGGGAAGAAGCCGCAUACACAGCUGAUCGAGGAGGGCAUUGAGGAGGUGGCCCAGUCAACGAUAAAGUGGAUGGAGAUUUGCGGCUCCGCGGGCAAAGCGUAG
Molecule: messenger RNA, 861 nt
Organism: Aspergillus puulaauensis
Lineage: Eukaryota; Fungi; Ascomycota; Eurotiomycetes; Eurotiales; Aspergillaceae
Product: class II fructose-bisphosphate aldolase
Exons: 2
Coding region: 1-861 (286 amino acids)
Biological process (GO): carbohydrate metabolic process
Molecular function (GO): zinc ion binding; aldehyde-lyase activity
Source: RefSeq, a predicted model, not a curated record